Plasmodium vivax (malaria parasite P. vivax) is the source of this 1627-nucleotide messenger RNA. RefSeq lists its product as hypothetical. The coding region runs from base 1 to 978 and encodes 325 amino acids. The record is from RefSeq and is a predicted model, not a curated record. NCBI's taxonomy places the organism in Eukaryota, Apicomplexa, Aconoidasida, Haemosporida, Plasmodiidae. The transcript is spliced from 3 exons.
AUGCAAAGUGGAAAAGAAAUUGACCAAGCAGCGGGGGACGAGUCAAUUUUGCCAAAUGGGGAGGAGGGGAACGCCGAGGGAGGGGCCCCUAGUGAGAGCUGCGCAGUGGAAAGUCCCCUCGGGGAGAGCCAUGGUGAACUCAGCGUAGAGGCAUACAGAGGGGCAGCCAAAGGAGAGGCACACAGAGAGACAGCCAAAGAAGCGGCGAACGAAAGGGCGGUGACGCCGCCGCGCAACAACGCCGCUUCACGCGAAGGCAGCACAAACAGUGACGCCCCAAAAGAGGGGGACACACACAAAUGGGCAGUUCAAGAAAAGGGGGAAAGGCAACCCAGCGUGGAGUCAAGCGAAGGGGAGGGGGAAGUAAUCCCCGCGGGUGAUAAAGCGGCGGGUAAUAAAGCGGUGGGUGAAAAUGGGAAGGAAGACCCCCCCCUAAGUGGUCCCCACCUAAGUGAUGCCCCCCUGAGUGACGCCCCCCUGAGUGACGCCCCCCUGAGCGACGCCUCCUUCAGCGAGGCCUUCUUCGACCAGGCGUCCCAAUUUCAAAAGGCCCCAGAAGACCCCAAGGGGAAGAGCCAAAGCCAUCUGGCAGACCUAUACAAGGAGAUGAAAAAAAGGGAGCAUCUCUUUCUGAGCCAUUUCGACCACACAGGAGAUGACUCCAAACCAACGGAGGUGGCAAACAGCUGGGAAGAAGAGAGGAAAGAAAAAAAAGGGAAAGGGAGCAUCCCCCAGAUUGACUUCACCUCCAUGGAGGCCAUUUCUCAGUUCCUUCUGCACGAGGAUACGUCGGACAAUGAAGAGCCACCCAUCGAACGGCAGCUCCGAGAGCACAUCCAACAGUUCACCCAAGAACAGAAAAAGAAUAAUAAAAAAAUUAAAAUGAAUAGGUACUACCUUUCGGUUGGGAGUUACCAGAAUACCUUGCCGCCCAGUCUGCGCCAGAGUAUUUUUAAGGAGUACCGAAAAAACUUUUAGCCAAAGAGGAGUGCCCCCCGCAUGGAGACACCACACGUUGGGAAGGUAUAAAUUAUCGCUCCCCUGUUAUUGAAGAAACCCGAGUUGCACUUGGUGAGGGGAACUCCCCCUCGUUUGUAAUCCGCUUUGUCACCCCAUGAUGGAAGGUCCAGCGACUUCCCCCUUUUCCCCCACUUUGUGGGCCUCACCGACGAGGAGUUAUCCCCACUGCGGGUUGGAGCUUCCAAGAUCAAGAUGCUUUCGUCCGUCGUCCGUCUGCGGGGCGCCUUCCCGUUGGUCGUCCGCUUAUUAUCUUUCCUGCGGAGUGGGCGGUGGUGAGAGGCGGUGAGUGCUGAUACGCAGUGCUAUGCGCGGUGUUAUGCGGUGGGUGAGUUUAGACUCAUCGUGCGUAUGUCCGCUUGGGGACCGCUCCCCCCACACACACGGGGGGGGAAAGCAAAGGAGGAAAUAAAAACGGCGAACUUCCUCCUCUCCGCUCACCUUGUUGAGACGCCCCCAUCAAGUGGACUCCCACCUCCACCCCAUGCAGAACAAAUCUCGCCACCUUGUGAGUGGGACGUUUCCGAUGGGUAAUUUGUUCCCCCCUUUAAAUAAUUUCCCAAAUGUACGUCCUCCCUUUCGGUCCAAAUGAACUCGGAGAGGUCUCGAA